This is a messenger RNA of Coregonus sp. 'balchen', 32708 nucleotides long. The record is from the annotation of a GenBank genome assembly. Lineage: Eukaryota; Metazoa; Chordata; Actinopteri; Salmoniformes; Salmonidae.
AUGGCUCUGCCUCAGGACCCAGCCGUGGCCUCUAACCUCUCUGCCAGGGCAAUGCCAGUGGAGGACGGGCCCCGGGCCCCUCCAGCCAUACCCACGGACCCAACAGACCCAUCAGGGGUGACAGCAGAGAUCACCAGAGAGCAGCCUGUGCAAUCGUCAGUGCUAGCUAAUGCCUCCUCCUUAGCCUCCUCCUCAGCCAUCAACAGUGACAAUCAAACAGCAGGAACAACAGACCCUUUGUCUUUAGCCCCUGUAACCAACAGCACCUCAAACACCAGCCCAGGUAGGACACAUCAUCAAACAAUAAUCCACCCCAUGUUGUUGUAGAAGAAAAAAUACAAUAAUAAUGUUGUGUACGUACAUACAGCCUCAUGACUGUUGUUAGUGUCUCUACACACUAGAGAGACUUUGGUUUCUUGUCAUCAUCAUCAUCAUCAUCAUCAUCAUCAUUAUGCUCUGCACCUUCAUUCCCUCAAAAUCCCAUUUUAUUUUGGUCCAGCUCAGUCCCACAUUACCCUGCUCCAUCCCCUCCAUCAUCUUCUUCCCAAUGCCUGCUGCCUCUCCAGGUCUGACCUCAUCCUCACAUUAUGGGACAUCAUCCAAAUGGGAAAUAUUUCACCUGAUAUGACCUGAUUUUGCAUCAUUUAAACACUGCUCCUUCUUUCAUUGCAGAGGAGGCGGACAGCAAUUUGCCUGCGAACCCAGAUUUGCCUACAGUCCCAGUGUCCUCUCUGGCCACACUGGGGGAGAGCGACGCCACCCUCCCAGACAAUGUGACUAGUCCUUUCUCGACUCACACAUGGAACUCCACUACACCUGCAAGGGCUGACACCAACACCACUACACCAUCCACCACAGCAGCACACACCAACCCAACGCCAGACACUGUGACCAAUGAUAGUCUACAGCUUACGACUGUGACCACCACGACCAUAACGCCCCUGACCGUGACCACCGCAACUGUGACACCCCAUACCACGACAGCUUCGACCACAGAGGCUGUUACGACCACGACGUGGACCACUACGACCAGACAGGAAAUGACCACCCUCCAAGAGACCACAGUGAUGGCAACCACAACUGACCAACCCACCACCACAACCACUACUGCUCCCACUAUCACAACCACAACCGCUCCCACUACAACUACAACUGCACCGACUACCACUUUGACCAUCCCCACCACCACAAAAGGAACAACCCCUGGACCGACCACAACUGAACCUCCCCCCACCAGUCCUGAAGAGGAGCGUCUACCAUGUAACAUCACUGAGAAGACCUGGGUCAAAACAGGUACAGUAUGGGCUCUCAAUCUGUUUAGCCCAAAAAAAUAAAAAAGAUUUGAGAUGUCACAGUAUGAUUACAUCCCUAAUAAAGACCCUCAUAAUUUGUUUUAUAUCUGUUUGCUUUCCUCCACAGUUUUGUCCAUGCAGUUGUGGAGGAACAGGCUUGAUAUCAUCACGAGGCAGAAUCUGUCUAAAGGACUCACCCAUGCUCUACAGAGGGCCUUCAAUGACACCAAUGUUUAUGUCCAGGUCCGUAUUAUUCUCUGUGUUAGGAUGCUGUUACUGCUGCACUGUAACUGGAGAAGAAAGUCUACUACAUCAAAUACAGUAUGUGCCAUAGUCCUGUUUAAAUGUUGAUCAUCCAUCUUCACGUUGUUGGAAAAGGAUUUCACAUUAGUUACAGUUGCUGGCUAUUCACAGCACAGUAUGGUUAAUCAUCUCUGGAUGGCCAGUUCUAGGAACUAUAGUGAGUGUAUUUACUUAUUCUGGCUCCCCUCUUAGCCAUGGGGUACAAUCUCUCACUUUGAUAGCAGAGGAGACUGAAGUGCCUAACGGUGAAAGGAUUUCAAUAUGAUGAUAAAUGGCAUCUUGAAUUGUGAAUAGGCUUUGCUUUAUAGAGGUUGUUAACAGUAUGUGAAGAGAAUAGCUCUUUAUUGACCCUACCAGCUGAAUGACUAAAACCUAUCAUUACCAGCGUUUCCUCUUCAGACAUGUCCAUUAUUCAUAUGUUCUCUGUGUUACUCUGUCUUUCUAUUUUACACUCAGUCCUUCUUGGUCUCAUUCCUCCCUGUCUUGGUCUCUCUCUGUCUCUGUCUCUGUCUCUGUCUCUCUCCACACUCUCUCUCCUCGCUCUCUCUCUCCCUCUCUCUCUCUCUCUCUCUCUCUCUUCUCUCUCUCUCUCUCUCUCACUACUCUCCCUGUCUGUUGGUGUCUUUCCCCUGUUCCCUCUCUACCUGUCUCUGUCUGUCUGUCGGUCUUGUCUGUCUGUCCUGUCUGUACUGCCUGCCUGGCCUGCCUGUCCUUGCCUGCUCUGUCCUGCCUCUCUCUCCUCUCUCUCUCUCUCUCUCUCUCUCUCUCUCUCUCUCUCUCUCUCCUCUCUCCAUCUCUCUCUCGCUCUCUCUCUCUCUCUCUCUCUCUCUCUCUCUCUCUCUCUCUCCUCUCUCUCUCUCUCUCUCUCUCUGAUGUCUGAUUCAGUUUAAGUCCAUUGAUUUCCUACCUGUGCUGUCUGUCUGUCUAUCUGUCUGCCAGAGGUGUGAUUCAGUGGUUACUACUCAAUCCCAGUCCUCUUCUCCUCUCCCCAUCAGAACCCAUGUAUUAUUACUGAGCCCGGAAGUGAUCAGCAGGAAACAACACAAACACAAGCUGCAUAGUUAUGUGUCUGGGGGUUGCAGCUAACACAUACAGUGAGGGAAAAAAGUAUUUGAUCCCCUGCUGAUUUUGUAUGUUUGCCCACUGACAAAGACAUGAUCAGUCUAUAAUUUUAAUGGUAGGUUUAUUUGAACAGUGAGAGACAGAAUAACAACAACAAAAAUCCAGAAAAACGCAUUUCAAAAAUGUUAUAAAUUGAUUUGCAUUUUAAUGAGGGAAAUAAGUAUUUGACCCCUCUGCAAAACAUGACUUAGUACUUGGUGGCAAAACCCUUGUUGGCAAUCACAGAGGUCAGACGUUUCUUGUAGUUGGCCACCAGGUUUGCACACAUCUCAGGAGGGAUUUUGUCCCACUCCUCUUUGCAGAUCUUCUCCAAGUCAUUAAGGUUUCGAGGCUGACGUUUGGCAACUCGAACCUUCAGCUCCCUCCACAGAUUUUCUAUGGGAUUAAGGUCUGGAGACUGGCUAGGCCACUCCAGGACCUUAAUUUGCUUCUUCUUGAGCCACUCCUUUGUUGCCUUGGUCGUGUGUUUUGGGUCAUUGUCAUGCUGGAAUACCCAUCCACGACCCAUUUUCAAUGCCCUGGCUGAGGGAAGGAGGUUCUCACCCAAGAUUUGACGAUACAUGGCCCCGUCCAUCGUCCCUUUGAUGCGGUGAAUUUGUCCUGUCCCCUUAGCAGAAAAACACCCCCAAAGCAUAAUGUUUCCACCUCCAUGCUUGAUGGUGGGGAUGGUGUUCUUGGGGUCAUAGGCAGCAUUCCUCCUCCUCCAAACACGGUGAGUUGAGUUGAUGCCAAAGAGCUCGAUUUUGGUCUCAUCUGACCACAACACUUUCACCCAGUUCUCCUCUGAAUCAUUCAGAUGUUCAUUGGCAAACUUGGCCCUGUAUAUGUGUUUUCUUGAGCAGGGGGACCUUGCGGGCGCUGCAUGAUUUCAGUCCUUCACGGCGUAGUGUGUUACCAAUUGUUUUCUUGGUGACUAUGGUCCCAGCUGCCUUGAGAUCAUUGACAAGAUCCUCCCGUGUAGUUCUGGGCUGAUUCCUCACCAUUCUCAUGAUCAUUGCAACUCCACGAGGUGAGAUCUUGCAUGGAGCCCCAGGCCGAGGGAGAUUGACCGUUCUUUUGGUGUUUCUUCCAUUUGUGAAUAAUCGCACCAACUGUUGUCACCUUCUCACCAAGCUGCUUGGCGAUGGUCUUGUAGCCCAUUCCAGCCUUGUGUAGGUCUACAAUCUUGUCCCUGACAUCCUUGGAGAGCUCUUUGGUCUUGGCCAUGGUGGAGAGUUUGGAAUCUGAUUGAUUGAUUGCUUCUGUGGACAGGUGUCUUUUAUACAGGUAACAAGCUGAGAGUGUGCUCCUAAACUCAGCUUGUUACCUGUAUAAAAGACACCUGGGAGCCAGAAAUCUUUCUGAUUGAGAGGGGGUCAAAUACUUAUUUCCCUCAUUAAAAUGCAAAUCAAUUUAUAACAUUUUAAUGCGUUUUUCUGGAUUUUGUUGUUGUUAUUCUGUCUCUCACUGUUGAAAUAAACCUACCAUUAAAAUUAUAGACUGAUCAUUUCUUUGUCAGUGGACAAAUGUACAAAAUCAGCAGGAGAUCAAAUAUUUUUUUCCCUCACUGUACUGAUGGAGACUGGAGAGGAGUGGGUGGUACUACAUAGGGCCAGAAACACUAGCCUUGACCCACUGCAAUUGUGUUGGGUGUUAGCGAUAGCAAUCAAGAUACAUUUUCUCUUCUCAGGUUGAACGUGACCUCUGCAGCCCUCAUAAUGUCACUCUUGGGUACUAUGUAGCCAGUGGGAAAACGGUCUACAUAGCAUCUGUGGUGGUGGAGACAAUGAAUGCCUAUGGCUUGGACAAAGUGCUGGCAGACAUCCGGCAGCACAGUCCUAUGGUGAAGGCUGUUCUGGUCCCUGUAGCACCCUGGACCCCCAGCCUCAGUGUCCAUCUGCAGCUCAAAACAGGUGAGGCCCAAUAGGAACAACACUCCACAACAACACAUCCAACACAGUAACACUGCUGGAUGAUGUGACCGUGAUUGUAGAACAUGUUGUACUGUGCUCUUAUGUACUGUAACUGAAUGUACUAUACUGGUAUAUUGAUUGUUGCUCUGCAUUUUUUAGUUCUCAGGUUCGUAGGCCAAGCGGACAACAUAAACUCCUGCAGUUUUGUUCAAAUGAUGGAACAACGGCUGGAGAAUGCAUUUGAGGAAGCUCAGGACAAAGUGCUGGAAUCUUACAGCAGGAUUUCUGUUGAGGUAUGUUUAUGACUUAGGGCCAUAUUCAAUCACACACAAUUAGCAUACAUGUUUAGAGGGUUGUAUUUACUGAAACAUAUCUGAUAAGAGAAUGGCGCCGGAGGAGAUGGCUGCCGUUUUACGGCCCCCUAACCAAUUGUUCUAUUAUGUGUGUUUUUUCGCAUUAUUUGUCAUUUAUUCUGUACAUAAUGUUUCUGUUACCAUCCAAAAAGAGCUUCUGGAUAUCAGGACAGCGAUUACUCAUCUCGUAUUGGACAAAUAUUUUUUCUUUAACGAGUCGCAAGCAAAAUAUAUUCUGCAGACACCCGACAAGGCCCAAAUCCCCAUAAUUCGCAUUAGAAAGAGACGGAGAUAUCGUAGACAUAGGUCGGGGUGCCUUGUAAGGAUCCGACGGCGAGCGAGGAAUCUGCCUCUUCCAUCAGUCCUAUUAGCCAACGUACAAUCAUUGGAAAACAAAAUGGACAACCUACGAUCACAGAUAUCCUACCAACCAAAACUGUAAUAUCUUAUGUUUCACCGAGUCGUGAAUGAACGACGACAUGGAUAACAUACAGCUGGCGGGAUAUACGCUACAUCGGCAGGAUAGAACGGCUGACUCCGGUAAGACAAGGGGUGACAGUGUGUGUAUAUUGGUAAACAACAGCUGGUGCACGAAAUCUAAUAUUAAGGAAGUCUCAAGGUUUUGCUCGUCUGAGGUAGAGUAUCUCAUAAUAAGCUGUAGACCACACUACUUACCAAGAGAGUUUUUAUCUAUAUUUUUCAUAGCUGUCUAUUUACCACCACAAACCGAUGCUGGCACUAAGAUUGCACUCAAUGAGCUGUAUAAAGCCAUAAGCAAACAGGAAAACGCUUAUCCAGAGGCAGCGCUCCUAGUGGCCGGGGACUUUAAUGCAGGGAAACGUAAAUCCGUUCUACCUAAUUUCUACCAGAUUGUUAAAUGUGCAACCAGAGGAAAAAAAACUCUAGACCACCUUUACUCCACACACAGAGACGCAUACAAAGCUCUCCCUCGCCCUCCAUUUGGCAAAUCUGACCAUAAUUCUAUCCUCCUGAUUCCUGCUUAUAAGCAAAAACUAAAGCAGGAAGCACCAGUGACUCGGUUAAUAAGGAAAUGGUCAGAUGACGCAGAUGCUAAGCUACAGGACUGUUUUGCUAGGACAGACUGGAAUAUGUUCCGGGAUUCUUCCAAUGGCAUUGAGGAGUACACCACAUCAGUCAAUGGGUUCAUCAAUAAGUGCAUCGAUGACGUCGUCCCCACAGUGCCUGUACGUACAUACCCCAACCAGAAGCCAUGGAUUACAGGCAACAUCCGCACUAUAAGAAAUCCUGCUAUGCCUUCCGAUGAACCAUCAAACAGGCAAAGAGUCAAUACAGGACCAAGAUUUAAUCGUACUACACCGGCUCCGACGCUCGUCGGAUAUGGCAGGGCUUGCAAACUAUUACAGACUACAAAGGGAAGCACAGCUGCGAGCUGCCCAGUGACACAAGCCUACCAGAAGAGCUUAAUCACUUCUAUGCUCGCUUUGAGGCAAGCAAUACUGAAACAUGCAUGAGAGCAUCAGCUGUUCCGGAUGACUAUGUGAUCAUGCUCUCCAUAGCCGAUGUGAGUAAGACUUUUAAGCAGGUCAACGUUCACAAGGCCGCAGGGCCAGACAGAUUACCAGGACGCGUACUCCGAGCAUGCGCUGACCAACUGGCAAGGUGGUCCCAAAAGAUCCACAGAUGAUGCUAUCUCUAUUGCACUACACACUGCCCUUUCCCACCUGGACAAGAAGAACACCUAUGUGAGAAUGCUAUUAAUUGACUCCAGCUCAGCGUUCAACACCAUUGUGCCCUCAAAGCUCAUCACUAAGCUAAGGACCCUGGGACAAAACACCUCCUUCUGCAACUGGAUCCUGGACUUCAUGACGGGCCGCCCCCCAGGUGGUAAGGGUCCGUAACAACACAUCUGCCAUGCUGAUACUCAACAUGGGGGCCCUUCAGGGGUGCGUGCUCAGUCCCCACCUGUACUCCCUGUUCACUCAUGACUGCAUGGCCAGGCACGACUCCAACACCAUCAUUAAGUUUGCCGCCGACACAACAGUGGUAGGCCUGAUCACCGACAACGAUGAGACAGCCUAUAGGGAGGAGGUCAGAGACCUGGCCGUGUGGUGCCAGGAUAACAACCUCUCCCUCAAUGUGAUCAAGACAAAGGAGAUGAUUGUGGACUACAGGAAAAAAAAAAGGACUGAGCACGCCCCCACUCUCAUCGACAGGGCUGUAGUGGAACAGGUUGAGAGCUUCAAGUUCCUUGGUGUCCACAUCACCAACAAACUAUCAUGGUCCAAACACACCAAGACAGUCGUGAAGAGGGCAUGACAAAGCCUAUUCCCCAUCAGGAGAUUGAAAAUAUUUGGUAAUGGUCCUCAGAUCCUCAAAAAGUUCUACAGCUGCACCAUCGAGAGCAUCCUGACUGGUUGCAUCACUGCCUGGUAUGGCAACUGCUCAGCCUCUGACCGCAAGGCAUUACAGAGGGUAGUGCAUACGGCCCAGUACAUCACUGGGGCCAAGCUUCCUGCCAUCCAGGACCUCUAUAACAGACGGUGUCAGAGGAAGGGCCUAAAAAUUGUCAAAGACUCCAGCCACCCUAGUCAUAGACUGUUCUCUCUGCUACCGAAUGGUAAGCGGUACCAGAGCGCCAAGUCUAUGUCCAAAAGGCUUCUUAACAGCUUCUACCCCCAAGCCAUAAGACUCCUGAACAGCUAAUCAUGACUACCCGGACUAUUUGCAUUAUCCACCCCACCCCACCCCACCCCCUCUUUUACGCUGCUGCUACUCUCUGUUUAUUAUCUAUGCAUAGUCACUUUAACUCUAUCCACAUGUACAUAUUACCUCAAUUACCUCAACUAACCUGUGCCCCCGCACAGUUACUCUGUACCGGUACCCCCUGUACAUAGCCUCCCUACUGUUAUUAUAUUUUACUGCUGCUCUUUAAUUAUUUUAAUUUUAAUUUUUACUUAUCUAUUUUUACUUAACACUUGUUUUUCUUAAAGUUACAUUGUUGGUUAAGGGCUUGUAAGCAAGCAUUUCACUGUAGGUCUACACCUGUUGUAUUCGGCGCAUGUAGAACAUUUGAUUUGAUUUGAUUUGAUUUUAACAUCCUUGUCUGUGUUUGUCCAGAUCCAGAGCGCCUCCCAGGUGAUUGGCUCUCCUGCCGUGUCUCUGGUCUAUGUGGUCAAGAAUGAGAACACGGUGCUGAACGGAACCGUCUCCAGCGGUCUCCUGAACCAGCUGACCGCAGAGCUGGUGGGCUACUUUCUCUUCUUCCCCCCACUCGUCAUCGCUGAGCGUAAGUACCCCAGGGCAUCAUGGGAAGGGUUUGCGUGUCAGAUUUUUCCAGUGGCGUUUUCUUCUAGUUUUCUUCAUUUUUAUACAUGAAUAUUGAUGUCAUAUUUCCACUGAGUGUUGUCCUUUAGUGAUAGCUUAUGUUUGUGUGUUUGUAAGUGUGUGGUCUGAAUACGAAAAUAUGAAUGACGUCUUUAUUUCAUUAUACCACCAGGGUACUGAUAAUUAGAUGUUGAACUAAUUGACAAAGGAGACGUUAUGGUCCAAUAUCAUGUUGUGCAGAGGAGAGGAGGCUGACUAGUUCACUUCAUGCUAAACUGCAAUCAUUUGCGUCACCUUCUGGGUGUUUCUUCAGAGAAUGGAUAAUUUGAGCAUGUAGGGAAGAUCAAAUAAUAUUAUAUUUAUACAUUGAGUAUACAAAACAUUAGGAACACCUGCUCUUUCCAUGGCAUAGACUGACCAGGUGAAUCCAGGUGAAAGCUAUGAUCCCUUAUUGAUGUCACUUAUUAAAUCCACCAAUCAGUGUAGAUGAUGGGGAGGAGAAAGAUUAAAGAAGGAUUUUUAAGCCUUGAAGCUAUUGAGACAUGGAUUGUGUAUGUAUGCCAUUCAGAGGUUUAAUGGGAAGACAACAUAUUUAAGUGUCUUUGAAUGGGAUAGGUGCCAGGCACACCGGUUUGAGUGUGUCAAGAACUGCAACGCUGCUGGGUUUGUCACGUUCAACUGUUUCCUGUGUGUAUCAAGAAUGGUCCACCACCCAAAGGACAUCCAGCCAACUUGACACAACUGUGGGAAGCAUUGGAGUCAACAUGGGCCAGCAUCCCUGUGGAACGCUUUCGACACCUUGUAGAGUCCAUGCUCCAACGAAUUGAAGGCAAAAGGGGGUGCAACUCAAUAGUAGGAAGGUGUUCCUAAUGUUUUGUACACUCAAUGUAUUUACACUAGCUCAGGAUUUCAUCUCAUGCUGUCGAAAUGAACCCUUCAAAUCAAAUCAAAUCACGCUUUAUUUAUACAGCACAUUUCCGACAUGGAAUGCAACGCAAUGUGCUUUACAGGAAAAAACUAUGUAAAUAAAAGCUGCAAUAUCUACUACAAAAUAAACAUAUGAUCAAAAACAAAAGCAUUACACAAACUGAACAACUAAAAAGCACCCUUAGGAAAAGCAAAGCUAAAAAGAUGUGUCUUAAGAUCUCUUUUAAAUAUGUCCACAGUUUCGGCCCCCCUCAGGUUCUCUGGCAGGCUAUUCCAGAGGAUGGGGUCAUAAUAACUAAAGGCUGCCUCUCCAUGCCUCUUGGUCCUAGGCUUUGGGAUAGUUAAAAUGCCAGUGCCAGAGGACCUGAGGGACCUACUGGGUACAUAACUUAAAAGCAUGGCUGACAUGUAUUGGGGUGCACAAUCAUGGAUUGAUUUAUAAACCAAUAGAAUAAUCUUAAAAUUAAUUCUAAAACUCACAGGCAGCCAGUGCAGAGACCUUAAAUCCGGUGUAAUGUGGGCUCGCUGUCUGGUCUUGGUCAGUACCCAUGCUGCAGCAUUCUGUAUGUUUUACAGUUGACCAAUGGCUUUCUUGGGUAGACCAGACAGGAGAGCAUUACAAUAGUCAAACUCAAGCCAGCUUGAAAUAAAAGCAUGGAUGAGUCUCUCUGUAUCAGCCUUAGAGAGAAUUGGCUGCACCUUGUCAAUGUUCCUCAAGUGAUAAAAAGCUAUUUUGGUCACAUUCCUAAUGUGUGAUUGGAAAUUUUGUUCAGAAUCUAAAAUAACACGUUGGUUUUUAACCUGGUGUUAUAUCUUUAUUAUUGAAUUAAAAUGUGCGGCUAGAUUCUCUCUCUGUACUUUGGCUCCAACAAUAAGUACCUCAGUCUUGUCUUGAUUUAGCUGGAGGAAGUUGUGAGCCAUACAAGUAUUUAAAUCACUUAUACAGUAUAAUCAUUUAUCUGUGGAGCUAAAGUCCUCUAGUGACACAGAAAUGUAAAGUUAUGUAUCGUCUGCGUAGCUGUGAAAAUCAAUUCUGUGCUUUCUGAUAACGCUGCCAAGGGGUAACAUACAUUAUAUAAACUGAACAGUACCGGACCCAAAAUCGAACCUUGUGGAAUGGCACAUUUGAUAUGUAUUUUCUCUCAGAUCAUUUACCACUUUAACUAAGGCUGUCUAUGUACUGUGGUGGGCACAAAACCAGAUUGGAAUUUUUCAAAAAUACAGUUGGCACUUAAAAAAAUAUUUAGCUGUUUGAAUACCAAUUAAUAAUGGAAGGUUGGAGAUUGGCCGAAAAUUGCUUCAGAAGGGGUUUCACCAUAGCAGUUUUUAGUGCAGUGGAGAAAGUGCCUGUGAACAGGGACUGAUUAACAAUAGCUUGCACUUCUUCAGAUAUGCAAUUAAAAACUAUUUUGACGAAGGUGGUGGGGAUAGGGUUGAGAAGGCUUAAGUUGUGAUAUCACUUUCCUUAAGCAUGUCUGUGUCAACCAGGGAAAAUAAAUCCAUAGUGCCUUUGCUUGGUAGCCUAGGGAAUAUAUCAUCAAACUUCUCAUCGGGUCUUGCUUGACCCAGCCUAAUGUUGGUUAUCUUAUCUCUGAAAUAUGCCACAAACUGCUGGGGUAGGAUUUACCAGGCCAUCAAUGGUCGAGAAGAGCACUUUCAAAGAAUUAUGAUUAAGUUAGAAAAAUUUGCCCGUCUGGCAUUUCUAAUUGCCAAGUUUCACUCUCAGAAUAUCAUAAUGGACCUGCAACUUUGACCCUUACCAUUUGAAUAUUCAAGGCUCGCACAGUUUCAAACAGAGCGUUAGGAGGGUUAAGGUGCAUCUGCAAAGUCAGAGACAACAUCCCUGCUGGCCUCCAGCCAGCUGCAUAAUGGGACAGAAAAGGUGGAAUUUAUCAGGCAUGCAGCCUGGCGCACUAUACUAAUCAGCUGUCUUCUCUGUUAGGGUUGGCCGGUAUCCAGGUUUUUAUACUGUCAUACCAUUUCUGUACAAUACUGGGGUAUACUGUAUUACCGAAUGUGAACACAAGGUGUAUAAAAUAAAUAAUGAAACAAAAUAUAUACAGUAUAUAUAUACAGUACCAGUCAAAACUUUGGCCACACCUACUCAUUCCAGGGUUUUUCUUUGUUUUUACUAUUUUCUACAUUGUGGAAUAAUAGUGAAGACAUCAAAACUAAGAAAUAACACAUGGAAUCAUGUAGUAACCAAAAAAGUGUUAAACAUAUAAAAUAUAUUUUAAGUUUGAGAUUCUUCAAAGUAGCCACCCUUUGCCUUGAUGACAGUUUUGUACACUCUUGGAAUUCUCUCAACCAGCUUCAUGAGGUAGUCACCUGGAAUGCAUUUCAAAUAACAGGUGUGCCUUGUUAAAAGUACAUUUGUGGAAUUUCUUUCCUUCUUAAUGUGUUUGAGCCAAUCAGUUGUGUUGUGACAAGGUAGGGGUGGAAUACAGAAGAUAACUCUAUUUGGUAAAAGACCAAGUCAAUAUUAUGGCAAGAACAGCUCAAAUAAGCAAAGAGAAACGACAGUCCAUCAUUACUUUAAGACAUGAAGGUCAGUCAAUAUGGAACAUUUCAAGAACUUUGAAAUUUUCUUCAAGUGCAGUUGCAAAAACCAUCAAUCUCUAUGAUGAAACUGGCUCUCAUGAGGACCGCCACAGGAAAGGAAAACCCAGAGUUACCUCUGCUGCAGAGGAUAAGUUCAUUAGAGUUACCAGCCUCAGAAAUUGCAGCCCAAAUAAAUGCUUCACAGAGUUCAAGUAACAGACACAUCUCAACAUCAACUGUUCAGAGGAGACUGUGUGAAUCAGGCCUUCAUGGUCGAAUUGCUGCAAAGAAACCACUACUAAAGGACACCAAGAAGAAGAAUCUGUCCUUCGGUCUGAUGAUCUGAGAUUCUUGGUUCCAACCGUCGUGUCUUUGUGAGACGCAGAGUACGUGAACGGAUUAUCUCCGCAUGUGUGGUUCCCACCGUGAAGCAUGGAGGAGGAGGUGUGAUGUUGUGGGGGUGCUUUGCUGGUGACACUGUCUGUGAUUUAUUUAGAAUUCAAGGAACACUUAACCAGCAUUCUGCAGUGAUACGCCAUCCCAUCUGGUUUGCUCUUAGUGGGACUAUCAUUUGUUUUUCAACAGGACAAUGACCCAACACACCUCCAGGCUGUGUAAGGGCUAUUUGACGAAGAAGGAGAGUGAUGGAGUGCUGCAUCAGAUGACCUGGCCUCCACAAUCACCCGACCGCAACCCAAUUGAGAUGGUUUGGGAUGAGUUGGACGCAGAGUGAAGGAAAAGCAGCCAACACAUGCUCAGCAUAUGUGGGAAUUCCUUCAAGACUGUUGGAAAAGCAUUCAAGGUGAAGCUGGUUGAGAGAAUGCCAGGAGUGUGCAAAGCUGUCAUCAAGGCAAAGGGUGGCUACUUUGAAGAAUCUCAAAUAUAAAAUAUAUUUUGAUUUGUUUAACACUUUUUUGGUUACUACAUGAUUCCAUGUGUGUUAUUUCAUAGUUUUGAUGUCUUCACUAUUAUUCUACAAUGUAGAAAAUAGUAAAACUAAAGAAAAACCCUUAAAUGAGUAUGUGUGUCCAAACUUUUGACUGGUACUGAAUAUAUAUAUAUAUACAGUGGGGAAAAAAAGUAUUUAGUCAGCCACCAAUUGUGCAAGUUCUCCCACUUAAAAAGAUGAGAGAGGCCUGUAAUUUUCAUCAUAGGUACACGUCAACUAUGACAGACAAAAUGAGAAAAAAAAAUCCAGAAAAUCACAUUGUAGGAUUUUUAAUGAAUUUAUUGGCAUAUGAUGGUGGAAAAUAAGUAUUUGGUCAAUAACAAAAGUUUCUCAAUACUUUGUUAUAUACCCUUUGUUGGCAAUGACACAGGUCAAACAUUUUCUGUAAGUCUUCACAAGGUUUUCACACACUGUUGCUGGUAUUUUGGCCCAUUCCUCCAUGCAGAUCUCCUCUAGAGCAGUGAUGUUUUGGGGCUGUCGCUGGGCAACACAGACUUUCAACUCCCUCCAAAGAUUUUCUAUGGGGUUGAGAUCUGGAGACUGGCUAGGCCACUCCAGGACCUUGAAAUGCUUCUUACGAAGCCACUCCUUCGUUGCCCGGGCGGUGUGUUUGGGAUCAUUGUCAUGCUGAAAGACCCAGCCACGUUUCAUCUUCAAUGCCCUUGCUGAUGGAAGGAGGGUUUCACUCAAAAUCUCACGAUACAUGGCCCCAUUCAUUCUUUCCUUUACACGGAUCAGUCGUCCUGGUCCCUUUGCAGAAAAACAGCCCCAAAGCAUGAUGUUUCCAACCCCAUGCUUCACAGUAGGUAUGGUGUUCUUUGGAUGCAACUCAGCAUUCUUUGUCCUCCAAACAUGACGAGUUGAGUUUUUACCAAAAAUUUAUAUUUUGGUUUCAUCUGACCAUAUGACAUUCUCCCAAUCCUCUUCUGGAUCAUCCAAAUGCACUUCAGACGGGCCUGGACAUGUACUGGCUUAAGCAGGGGGACACGUCUGGCACUGCAGGAUUUGAGUCCCUGGCGGCGUAGUGUGUUACUGAUGGUUGGCUUUGUUACUUUGGUCCCAGCUCUCUGCAGGUCAUUCUCUAGGUCCCCCCGUGUGGUUCUGGGAUUUUUGCUCACCGUUCUUGUGAUCAUUUUGACCCCACGGGGUGAGAUCUUGCGUGGAGCCCCAGAUCGAGGGAGAUUAUCAGUGGUCUUGUAUGUCUUCCAUUUCCUAAUAAUUGCUCCCACAGUUGAUUUCUUCAAACCAAGCUGCUUACCUAUUGCAGAUUCAGUCUUCCCAGCCUGGUGCAGGUCUACAAUUUUGUUUUUGGUGUCCUUUGACAGCUCUUUGGUCUUGGCCAUUGGGAAGUUUGGAGUGUGACUGUUUGAGGUUGUGGACAGGUGUCUUUUAUACUGAUAACAAGUUCAAACAGGUGCCAUUAAUACAGGUAACGAGUGGAGGACAGAGGAGCCUCUUAAAGAAGUUGUUACAGGUCUGUGAGAGCCAGAAAUCUUGCUUGUUUGUAGGUGACCAAAUACUUAUUUUCCACCAUAAUUUGCAAAUAAAUUCAUUAAAAAUCAUACAAUGUGAUUUUCUGGAUUUUUUUUUCUCAAUUUGUCUGUCAUAGUUGACGUGUACCUAUGAUGAAAAUUACAGGCCUCUCUCAUCUUUUUAAGUGGGAGAACUUGCACAAUUGGUGGCUGACUAAAUACUUUUUUCCCCCACUGUAUUCUUUUUAAACACAAAACAAUUUAGGCAACAGGGAUCUUGAUCUUGAAUGUCUCUGCUGUAACCAAGAAGCUUGAUCUUGCCAUCCAGCCACUUAGAUAGCAAGUUAGCAAACCAAAUGCAUAGCUGGAUUCCUGAGCUGGAUAUCAUUUAUUUGGCAGAUCUUAGAUUUCUUAUAAUUAUACUUAACCUAAUGUUAUAAGCAGUGGCCUAGCACGCACCACUGCAGCCCCCGGUAUACAGUAUAAACGGUGUAUCGCCCAAGCCUCUCUGUAACCUCUCUCUCCUCUGUGCCCCCCCCCCCCCCCCCCCCCCCCCCCCCCUCUCCCCAUUUCACUCCACAGCACUAGAGUACCACAACCUCAACACAUCCACUGCCACAAAGCACUACUGGGUGAUCACAGGUAAUUUAAACUGUCAUUGAUUUUCAUUAACUACUAGUUAGUUAGUGCUUUGCUCAACUGUUGUGUGUUGUGUACAUUUGUGCGCCUGUGGUGUUUUUUCCCCCAACAUCUUUGAGCUCCUCCUUUCCUUCCAAAUCCUAUUGAUGCAUUAUUUAGAGCUUCCUGACAUCUGUUUCUGAGAGAUCACAUCAGAUCAGUGCUCAGUGUGAAGGAGGCCCUCUUUUGUGAGAGGACUCUAAAUGGCAUUUAGCCUCCUCCUGUACCUUUCUGCCACUGUCAUGAUGAGACUGCAGUGUGCCAAGGUCAGCCCAACUUUAAUAUGACUUACAGGUUUUAAAUUGAGGGAUGAAUGACCAGACCUCUCUUUCCUCCGCUGUCCCUACCUCACCUCACCAUCUGCUCUUUAUCCCUCUCUUCUCCUCUUACCUCUCUUUCUCCCCGUCCUCUCUCGCCCUCUCUCCCUAUCCAACUCUCCCUCUUUCCUCCUUCCCUCCUUACCUCCCUGCCUCCUCUCUGCGCUCCCUCUCUCCCCCUUCUCCCCUCACGUCCCCCUCCCCCUGUCUCCACCUCUCUCUCUCUCUCUCUCUCUCUCUCUCUCUGUCUCUCUCUCUCUGUGCUCCACUGCUCUGCAGUAAUUCAGGAUGUUGACAGAUCUUCUCUGGAAGGGAAUUAUCAGAGCUUCGCUAGUUUAAUGGAGCAGCGGCUGGCUGAGCUGUUUUUGGUGUCUGGGCGUCAGGGGAGCCAGGGGAGCCGCUUUAGAAGGGCCACCACUGUCGGGAGCUACACCGUCCAGGUGAGGGAGGCAGGCACACACGCACAUGCACACACACACACACACACACACACACACACACACACACACACACACACACACACACACACACACACACACACACACACAAGGGACUGCAUGCUCACUCACUGAUAAACAACUUCUGUGUUCAGUCAAACAACUAGAACAUUUUAUGUUCACUUGCCCCAGAGUUUCACUAUUUUAUGAAGAUUCACAGAAUUUCAAUUUCCCCUUUUAGGUUUUGUCACAGAAUACAUUUUUUGAUGAUCAGGUUUUAUGAGGGGGGAGAGAGCUCAUGUAACGGAUGUUGAUCUCUUCCAUUUAACACUCCCCCCUGCUUUAUGGCAAGCUUUAGUCUUUAAACACAGUCCUUGAUAAAACCAUUAUGAUGUAUUGUGGACAAUAAACAUUUGAUCUAUAAUAAAAUACGAUUAAUUCCACUGAUUCAUAUUAGUUCAAUGAGAGUGUUCCCUCAGUGCUGUUAUUUUUUAGUGUUUGCCCCUUCAGAUAACAUCAUUCUUGCUAUUGUAUUUUUGCAAUGGCUCUUUUAUGCCAUAUGACAGCACUGAAUCCAUCAAAUUGUGUUGUUCUUGUUUAGAUGGUUGGCAUUCGUCGACUCCCUGGGCCUAAGAACCCAGCCGAAAUGACUUACUAUGCCCAACUGAAUGGUGCCCCCAUAACUGGCACCACUGCAGCUAAGACCCUCAGUACCUUGGAUUCCCAAACCAUGGCCCUCACCCUGGGCUACUUUGUCCUGCUCCAAGCUGAUCGUAGGUUAUCUUUUACACAUCUUUACCAAACAGCCUGAACAUUAUUCUCUUACAUGAAGUGUACAGAACUAGCUUUUCAGUCACAAACAGAUGGAUGCACAUGAGUUAUUUCAGUAUAUUUUAGUUUUGCUCAGACUGAAGCACUUCUAUCUGUCUCAUAGCCUGUUGAAUAGCUAUGUGCCUCAAUCAUUUCAUAAUGAUUGCAAACAAAAAUACAUAUUGAUAGAUCGUGUGUGUGUGGGCCGUGUAUUUAUUUUUGUCUCCAUGGUUUCCGACAGCUGUGGUAAAGGUCCCGCCUGCCAAUCUGUGGAUCAUGGCUGUGCUGACGCCUGUUGCCCUGGUGAUGGUUGUUGUCUUCAUGGUCACCGCCAUCCUGUGCAAGAGGAACAGGGUCAUCUUCAAGACCAACGCUUUCAGGAGCUUCAAACCCCGCUCUAAGGUGAACGUUACAUCUCUUAACAUCUUCAUGUGCAGUUCAGAGAAACGUCACAUCUGGGCAGGUCUUAAUACUUCAUCUUGCAUUCGCUCAAUUACUUAUAGCCAAUGGUGAUGAUAGUGAUGGAUGCUCAAUGAGCAUGAUGGGGGCGAAAUAAGAAUCCAGAUGGUUAAUGUGCUGGAAUUGAAUCCUCAGCUAAAUGUCCCUUUCAUUGCCUUCUCCUUUAGACAUCCUAUCGGAGGGAGGGCAGUUAUCACCACCAGGUAUUGACUGAGUGUUAUUUAUGAAUAAAUGCAUGUUGACUGGGGGAAUCAAUGGAAGGGAUGGAGUGGGCUCACCAUGGCUCAUCGUCUACGAUCAGUGGGCCAUUUUAUACAUCCCUGUUACCUUCCAAUGCAUAGUAAUGAUUCUUAUCCACCAGGCUUCUACUCAUCCAGUCUCAUCUCAUACCAGCCAGUGGCUCCGUGGCACAAUCCAAGCGAUCAGUAAUUUUGUUACUGGAUUAAAUAUUGUGCCAAUUAGAUUAAUAGGGAUAAUGUGGAGGAGCAUAACCAAGAUCUGCCCCUAAACCUUUCAGAUUCGUACUCAACAUGCACUCAUGCAGCAGCAGAAAAAGUCAGCUGAUUUCAGUGUAAUUUCUGUAUGUCAUUCCAACAUAACUCCCUCCAGAAGAACAUAUGUAACAUCAUGGCAUAUUUUUGGAUGGGAAAAGAGAAGCGCUAGCUCCAGUUUAUGGUGUAGGACAAGGUCAGCGAUACACUUGAUUAGUGUAAAGUAAAAAUAGGAUGGUAGGAUAGGACUUCUCUCCCAAAACGGGGCCUAUUAGCGCCAUAUCUGUAUUCUGUAUUUUACAUGUGCGAGUGCAGUGCUUCAAGGUUUUGUUGAUUUGUGAAACUGUUUGUAGACAUUUCAUGUCACGGGGUUGUUAUGAAUGUGACAUUAAUUAUUAAAAGCGCCGCUAAAUCGGAGAUUCACGGCGCUGCGAGGCAGAUUUCUCUCUCUUUCCCUUUCUGAUCCAGAGAUGUGGCACGCAUGCACAAAUUAGAUAAAUGUUCUUAUAAUUACUUAGUUUAUGAAUAGUUUGUGGCGAUAUGACAAAAGGACAUUAGUGGUAAAUGCGUUGAGUUAAGCUCUUUGGCUCCACUACACUGCACAUAUUUGCAGUCUGUUGCAGUGGAAUGUGUUGGUGUCCAAACGUUCUGGGAAUGAAGACAGAAUACCAAGCAGAGCAUAACCCACUAGGGAGAUAGUGGACUUCUUGAACCACUAGUCCAGCACAUAAUUAACCAUCAAAGUGGGACAACAACGCAAAGCUUCAAAUCAAUGGCAUGGCUUCAGUCUGCAUGUGUGUUUCUGCAUUGAUCAUUCAAUAUGUGAGUGUAUUUCAUUGCUCUCCAAAUACAGUAUGUGGUACAGUCCAUCACGUGGCUUUAUUUUGACAGUUUGUGCAAUGAAAAGAAAAUCAUAUCAAUCAUAAUUUAGUUGCUCAGAGUGGUUUUACCAUGAGGUCGCUUUACAUAAAGUCCCUUGGGGGUUUUAUCAAACCUCUCCCUCUCCAUCAGUAUCCCAAAGGAGCCCAAGUGAGAACACAGAAUCCAUCUUUGUCAAAUACAUCACAGAGUAGCCUUGUGCAGAGUCUCAGAUCAACUCCAUGUCUUUAUCAAACUGGGCAGUUGAAAGAUGAAAGGAGACCAUUUAUAAAGUCAACCGCAUCAAGUGGACAGAGAGGUCUGCCUGCUGCCAGUGGACAGAGAGGUCUGCCUGCUGCCAGUGGACAGAGAGGUCUGCCUGCUGCCAGUGGACAGAGAGGUCUGCCUGCUGCCGGUGGACAGAGAGGUCUGCCUGCUGCCGGUGGACAGAGAGGUCUGCCUGCUGCCAGUGGACAGAGAGGUCUGCCUGCUGCCAGUGAAAUAUAUCUCUGUUGAGCUCAGCCUUCAAGGUUCAUCUGUAGAAACAUCCCCCCUAACUGUGAAUGUCCAAUAUGAUGAAGCCAUACUGUCUUUAUACAUUAUCUCAGCCAGACUCACACUGUCGUGAAAUAUCACUAACCUCAGGAUGAGGUACAGAUGUCUGCACAAACAGUGUAUCGAUUUAUCUCAAAACCAGGUGUGAUGAUAGUGCAAGACUCUUUAAUUAUUAAAGCUGCGUGAGGUUCUUUUCUCCCUUCCUAUCACAUGCACUCAAGUAGAAAUACAUUGACCAUCAUGUAUUUACAUAUUUAGAGUUUUCAAAAAUAGCAUAAAAAAAUAGAAUUUGAAAACAAAUGGGUCUGCACAUUCUGUUCCUUUUGCUGUUUUGCAAAGCAGAGAGGCUUCAUGAAAUUAGAGUAAUUUGGUUAUACAAAGAAACAGCCUAGGUAUAAUAUACAGUUGAAGUCUGAAGUUUACAUACACCUUAGCCAAAUACAUUUAAACUCAGUUUUUCACAAUUCCUGACAUUUAAUCCAAGUAAAAAUUCCCCGUCUAAGGUCAGUUAGGAUCAUCACUUUAUUUUAAGAAUGUGAAAUGCCAGAAUAAUAGUAGAGAUAAUUAUUUAUUUCAGCUUUUAUUUCUUUCAUCACAUUCCCAGUGGGUCAGAAGUUUACAUAAACUCAAUUAGUAUUUGGUAGCAUUGCCUUUAAAUUGUUUAACUUGGGUCAAACAUUUCGGGUAGCCUUCCACAAGCUUCCCACAAUAAGUUGGGUGAAUUUUGGCCCGUUCCUCCUGACAGAGCUGGUGUAACUGAAUCAGGUUUGUAGGCCUCCUUGCUCGCACACGCUUUUUCAGUUCUGCCCACACAUUUUCUAUAGGAUUGAGAUCAGGGCUUUGUGAUGGCCACUUCAAUACCUUGACUUUGUUGUCCUUAAGCCAUUUUGCCACAACUUUGGAAGUAUGCUUGGGGUCAUUGUCCAUUUGGAAGACCCAUUUGCGACCAAGCUUUAACUUCCUGACUGAUGUCUUGAGAUGUUGCUUCAAUAUAUCCACAUAAUUUUCAUUCCUCAUGAUGCCAUCUAUUUUGUGAAGUGCACCAGUCCCCCCUGAUGCUGCCAACCCCGUGCUUCACGGUUGGGAUGGUGUUCUUUAUUUUGCAAGCGUCCUCCUUUUUCCUCCAAACAUAAAGAUGGUCAUUAUGGCCAAACAGUUGUAUUUGUGUUUCAUCAGACCAGAGGACAUUUCUCCAAAAAGUACGAUCUUUGUCCCCAUGUGCAGUUGCAAACCGUAGUCUGUCUUUUUUAUGGCGGUUUUGGAGCAGUGGCUUCUUCCUUGCUGAGCGGCCUUUCAGGUUAUGUCGAUAUAGGACUUGUUUUACUGUGGAUAUAGAUAAUUUUGUACCUGUUUCCUCCAGCAUCUUCACAAGGUCCUUUGCUGUUGUUCUGGGAUUGAUGUGCACUUUUCGCACUAAAGUACGUUAAUCUCUAGGAGACAGAACGCGUCUCCUUCCUGAGCGGUAUGACGGCUGCGUGGUCCCAUGGUGUUUACACUUGCGUACUAUUGUUUGUACAGAUGAACGUGGUACCUUGAUGCAUUUGGAAAUUGCCCAAGGAUGAAACAGACUUGUGGAGGUCUACAAUUUUUUUCUGAGGUCUUGGCUGAUUUCUUUUGAUUUUCCCAUGAUGUCAAGCAAAGAGGCACUGAGUUUGAAGCUAGGCCUUGAAAUACAUCCGCAGGUACACCUCCAAUUGACUCAAAUGAUGUCAAUUAGCCUAUCAGAAGCUUCUAAAGCCAUUACAUACUUUUCUGGAGUUUUCCAAGCUGUUUAAAGGCACAGUCAACUUAGUGUAUGUAAACUUCUGACCCACUGGAAUUGUGAUACAGUGAAUUAUAAGUGAAAUAAUCUGUCUGUAAACAUUUGUUGGAAAAAUUAUGUCCUUUAUUAUGUCCUAACCGACUUGCCAAAUCUAUAGUUUGUUAACAAGACAUUUGUGGAGUGGUUGAAAAACUAGUUCUAAUGACUCCAACCUAAGUGUAUUUAAACUGCCGACUUCAACUAUAAAUCAUAAACCAAUUUAAUUGUCCAUUUCUUUCUGCCAAUAUAUCCCAACUUCAAAGGUGCCAUUAGACAUUUCGUUUAAAAAUUUAGUAGAACCCCAUUCUGUCUUUACUUGCUGACUGAGAGAAAUCAGAGCUCACCGAGCCGACUUUGCUCAUUUACCUGUAAAUUAAAUGUCAAUCUCCUAAGGCACUCCUUUACUUUACCCUUUUGUAAACCCUCUCUGUCCCAGCAUGUGCAGGGAUUUGACUAUGCCAAGAAGCACAUGGGCCAUCAGCAAGGUGAGGAGACCAUCUCUGUUACCAAGGAGACGCUGGUUCUGGGCCUCCCGGUGAGAGAUGCCCCGUUGUCAUUGGACAGGAAGGUGCACCAGGAUGGGACCGCCUCUAAAAGACCCCCUUCUGCUGACUUCAUCCACAAAGGGUAAGAAGAACACUGAAUUAAAUUGAAACAGAAUGAUAGGAUCUCUAUGAAGAAGAAUCCCUGUUUACUAUAGAUUACCAGAACACAUUUGGAUUUGUUUGUUGCAAUACUUUACGUCCAAAAAUAUGACAGUCUUGGACAGAUUGCAUAGAAAUCUGCUUAAAUCUGCUCAUGUUGACUGGCUUACAGUUUGCCUGGGUGUUGCCAAUUGCAAGAAUCGUAGCCGUCUAUCACUCGGAAAAGGCAAUAGAAAACAAAAAUGGUAUUACAAAACAUGUGAUUCCUGAAUGUGUUAUUGCCGUGCCACAAAAUGAAUAGAGCCUCCUCUCUUCCCUCUAGACGGUGUUUAGACAGGCAGCCCAAUUCUGAUAUUUUUUCCCACUAAUUGGUCUUUUGACCAAUCACACCAGAUGUUUUCACAUCAGAUCUUUGUCAUAGCUGAUCUGAUUGGUCAAAAGACCUGUUAGUGAAAAGAAGAUCAUAAUUGGUCUACCUGUCUAAACGCAGCCAAAGCCAAGCUUGAGCUGCUGUAUUGAGCCAUCUUUCCUUUGAAUUUCCAAUGCAUAAAAAUGCUCAUUCUAACACGCUGGAAGAAAUGUACAGACUACCAAAGGCCUGAUUUUAUUUACUGACCCAACCCAAAACAUCAGUCAUUGUCAGCUGUCAAACAGUUCUCCCCUAUCUUUGGCUGAUUUAGACCCACUUGGGCUUUUUAGUGACAUAUUUACGGCCGCCAUGCUGGAGGUGUGACACGAGUCUGCUGCAAUGAUUAGUGGGCAUUGAAGGCACUGCAGUGCAGACCUGGGUUCAAAUGGUAUUGUAAAUCUUUCAAAUGCUUUGAGUAUUUGCUUUGCUCUAGCCUGCCUGGAGUAUCAGAUGAGCGGGGUUUGUAAUUUUUGGACUAUUCUAUUGAUUAAUUAAGCCAGGCAAGCUCAAUCAAACACUGAUAAAGUAUUGAAAAUGAUUUAAAAUAGUAUCUGAACCCAGGUCUGCUGCAGCGGCAGCUGCUGUUCCAGUCACCCUUUGGAUGGACCCCAGGGCUCAUUCAGACUGGGAUUAGCAAGGCUUCACAAGGCUACAAACACAUCUCCUCUGCUGCUGUCAUUGGAAUUCUGCAGUGUGAUGAUUAAAGAAUAAAACGCCUUUGAAAGGGUGCUGAGAAUUAUAACUGGGAAGACAAACAAGCGGUAAACACAUACUGGUGUAUAGUGAAUGGAGGCUGAACACUGGGCAUGGAAACGUGAGUGAGCUACACAGCCUGGAGAGAUGCUUCCAGGGCCAUGUUUGAUUCAGUGUUUUUCUGGCCUCACGUUGACAGGAAUACACACAUACUUAUCUGUCUCCUCUCUCUCUCUAGAGAAGGGCUCUCUCGAUCUAUGUCAUCGAGAGACAUCGAGAUAGAGUAGAUAUCGCUUUCUCUAUCUCCUAUAUCCUCCUUCAUCUCUCUCCUAUCUAUAUCUAUCUCUCUACUCUAUCGCUAUCUCUCUCUCUCUCUCUCUCCCUCUCGCUCUCUCUCUAUCUCUCUCGCUCUCUCUCCUCUCUCCCUCUCUCCCUCUCUCUCUCUCUCUUUCUAUUUCCCUCUCUCUCCCAGUCCGUCUAUUUAUCACGAGUAGAACGGUACCUCAUUAUAGAAGCCUCAUUAAUGCGAUUGCGAAUGCGGAUUCCAUUUUGCAUUUCUGAAUGCAUAACACCCUUAGAAAUAUCUGAUUCAUACAUUCUGAAGAGUGAUGUCUAUAUGAGCUGACAUGAUGGGUGUGCUUGUUCCCAGCUGUCUUAUCUGACAUCACAUCAGACUGGUGUGUUAGUCACUUGUGUCUGCCUGUUGGUCACUCCUGAAAAGAUACCAUGGGAGAUAUUUUGACAUUAAGAUAGAAGCACCAACUGUUCUAGCCUGUGGCCUUAGCUAGAACACCACCUGUAGAGGUGUCUAUGUUGCGCACUGCAGUCAGUCUUCACAGGUUAGAACUGUGGCCAGGGGGCUGUGUGAUAGCAGCAUUAACCUUGGAUAAUACUGUAUGCAUAGAGCUUACCACUGCCUGCCUCUGUUACUAUGGUUACCCGCAGCAGGUUGCCAAGCGAGGAUGGCUCAGUUACGAGCAACGAAUCCGGGAAACUCAACACGGGCAAGAGCUUGGCGGCACGGAGGGCUGCGACACAGAAGAGCACCAAGGAGGAUUUGCUGCACAAGAGGAACGGUGAGAGAGAGGAGAGAGGCCAUGCUCUGGCUACUGUAGGCUACUGCUGCUUGUCCACACAAUGUUAUGUCAUCACACAGGCUUGAGACACUGUAGGACCAAUAGAGAGAGCUAAUGAAUUGUAAAAAAAACACAUGUAUGCAUGGACGCAUGCAGUGCAGGCAUGCACACACACACAUGCCGCAGGCACUCACACACUCAUGCGCGCUCACACUCUCACACACACACACACACACACACACACACACACACACACACACACACACACACACACACACACACACACACACACAGGGAGGCACACACACAGGGAGGCACACACACACACACACGCCCCAUGUCUUACUGCAGUAACUCAGGCAGUGUGAGUGGGGAUAACAGCAAUAUCAGUCAUAGCUGGGCUAGCUAGUGGUGUGCUAAAUAGCAAUGUCCUCUCACCCCGGCAGAUCCCUACGAGGACCACACUGGCUCACUGCGACUCAUCACCAUCAAGCCAAUGGCGGCCCAGCCCACAUACUCCUACCCAUCCUCCUCCAGUCACAGCCAGGACUCAGUCAUCCUCAAUGGGGAGGUGAGACCCCGCCCCCAGCCUGCUGGGAAUGAUGUCAUAAAGAGUCUGCCAGCCUGUCCCAAUUUGCUCCCUUCCCUUUGGCCCCAACCCUUUAUAUGCAGAUCUGAAGAUAGUUCUGGAUAGGUGCAGUAAAAGCACUGUAUAAUUGGAGCUACUGUAUAUUGCACUUGGACUACAGAUCUGCAAACAUCAAUGGGUUAGGGCCAAGGGGAAGUAAGAAUGGAAUUGAAACCGGUUGUUUCUUUAUAGGGAAGAGUGACCUCACCAAGUUUACUCAUAAUACCAAGCAAUGCCAAACUAGAAUCAAUAUACAAAUGUAAUGGAUACAAAUUACGUCCACAGGCAAACAUGGGGCUCAAGCAGAAGUCCGACAUCGAACGCUACAGGAACAAACUACGGCAGAAAGCCAAGAGAAAAGGCUACUAUGAUUUUCCCAUCACAGACAAUGGCAUCCACCCAUUCAACCCCAGAGAGAGGCACAGUAGGCAUGAGAUGGCCAAGGAGCCAAUGACUGCUGAGGAGAAGAGGGCCUCCUAUGCAGGAUGCCACAUCAGGAGGUGGGGGAGCAUCCACAUUUUAUAAUAUGCCAAGAGACAUACAGUAUGCUAUACAGGAAGCAUUCAUUUCAUGUUUGAGUGGGUGUUCAGCGUUUACAGAUCCACUGAUUUAAAAGUUACUUUUCAAAAUGCCUGUGCUGCAGCACCGUUACUUUUACCGGUCGAGAGUAUCUGCUGGCGUCACGCUUGACUGCCGCUUCUCCCUGGUACCUGUUGAGUAACUGUCUGAAAUAUUCCUGUAAGGGUACAGUUAUAAGUCAAUUUUGUAUAUCCAGGUUUUCAGUUUAAACCUGUGCUGCAGCGCAGAUAAAUAAUUUAAUCAACCCAACUGUAGAUGUUGCAGAUUACAUUUUUUACUGAUGAUGAUGAUGAUGAUGGCUAUAAUAAUGAUGACGGCGACUAUGAUAUCCCUACUUUAGGCACCCCCCAUCCAGAGAGCCAGCCUACUGGAGCCGUCAGUCCCUGGCCGCCAGCAGCCCUAGCCCCGUGGAGACAGAGAUGGACUUGCUGGUCCUCAGGGAGAGGUCCAGAAGAGGCAUCCGCAACAGCGGUUAUGACGUGAGUCCUCACUGAAUAUCAGUGCAGUAUGUCGUCCAUUGUAAGACAUCCAUGAGAUAUAAAUGUCCUUAAAUGUACGCCGUACUGCUGAAGUAACUGCAGGGUGAAUGUCCUAAAAUGAACACCAUACUACUGGAGUCACUGCAGGGGCAAAGGUGGUUGAGCCUACAGAAGUUCUGAUACUGGGGUGCAAUAACCUAGAGAAAACCCUAGGACAAAGCCAGCCCCAUUAUACCUACCUCUCCCAAUAUUCACUUUAAGCUCCAUGGCUCAAAUGAAGAGGAUUGCCUUCAGCCGAACUUUAAAACCUCCAUCUAGCGCAGCGGUGGAGCCCGUUCUUUAUGCUGCCUGAACCUUGCUGAAUGUCAAUGACAGUGAAUAUGAUUUAUAGCCUGUUCGGUGAUUUAGAUGGGAAAUUCAAUACCAGUUAAUAGCUCUGAAUGUUCUGAGCUUUUAAAUUGCAAAUGGAUAACCCUGUAUGUGUGCGAUUCGGUGUGUGUGUGUGUGUAUUCGUCUUCCUGUGAGUCAGGCGGAGCCAGAGCCGUUCCAGGAGACCAAUGUGGACCGACUGAUGAGCUCCCUGGGUUAUGGUGGAAGCCAUCAGGUCAAAGGUCUCUCGGACUCGUCCACUCUGAGCUCUCAGCCCUCCAUCGACGAGGUCCGGCAGCAGAUGCAUAUCCUGCUGGGUAAUGCCUUUGGACUGGCUGCAGACGAGCCUCCGCCUGGCAGCCACCACCACCACCACCACCCUCACCCCCACCUCCACAGUUCCUACAAUCCCAGCCACACCAGCGCCUAUUCCGAGGGGGUGACCAGCGCUCCUGGCACCAUGAACCACCCAUGCGGAGGAGGCCACCAGAGCGGGUCUGCCUACGGGCCGGAAAUCCACCAGUGUAGCUUACCCAAGCCUGUGAGAGCAUUGAUUGACUGUGCAAUGUAAAAAUCCUGAAUGCUAUUGUAGAAAAUCAACAUGUGUCGAGUGAGUAGCUGUAUAGUACAUCUGUUUAAACACCCACACCCUGAUUUAACUAUGUUGUGUGUGUGUGUUGUGCUUGGUGCUGCAGGGCUUCAGGUUCGCUCAGCUUCCUGACAUGGGCGUUGGACCCCCACCUCCUCUGAUACCUUCAAGACCCGGACCACCUACCGGGACCUCAAUGAGGCGGUACGAACCCCCCUCCUCCUCCUCCCUUCAACACUCCUCUAGCUGUCAAAAAGACAGUAAACGGAUGAACAUAACAUGCAUUCUAAUAUAUUCACAUCCUCACAAUGCUAAACAUGCUGUCGUGACUUUAAUUAUUGUGAUGGCUAUUAUUUAUCGAAUAAUUACCUACUAUGUUGAAUUGUUACUAGAUUAAAUUAAUGAUUUAACAAUGAAGUCAUUAAGAAUUUGGGGCACCACGGGAAAAGUCGUUUAACAAGUUACCGUUUCCCGAAUUAACUCUAAAGAUAUCUAGAUAUCUCUUAUCAUUUAACAGUCAUUUAUUAAUAAUUUACCUCAUAUAAGUCUCAUUCUGAAAGUCGUAGACUCUUUAAGUCUGCACGAACCCGGGUCUUACUGAUCAUUCCGUACCACACAAAUUAAUUUAAUUAUUUAUUUUCGAACUAAUAAAAAUUAUAACACAAGAUACAAACACGUACACGGUAUAGGUAGGGAUUAUAAACGUAAUACAAUGAAAACUGGUCCCUAGCGGACUAACACAAUAUGACACUUGUUACAAAAGAUGGCGAGUUAAAGAGAGAGAAAAAACACUUGGAUACACAUGGACCUACCCUCACAGUAAUCCUAAUACUUUGCCCCGAACUGUCACCCGUUUGGGAAGAAAAGUAAUGUAUGUAUUUACAUGUUGGAGGUCUUCGUCAUGUAUCUCUGUUGGACCCAGGCCUUCAUGGGAAGGGUUCGAUUGGGCCUUCUCUUUUGGAUGGCCUUUCAGAUGUAAGGCUCAGAUUGUCCACAAGAGGUCACAAUGUCCUUCUUCUUAGUUGUAUGUUUACUUUCACUCAUCUGGAAGUGGUCUUCUGAGGAUGGCUAAUCAGCCGUGUCGAUGAUCCCCUGUGGGGUGAUGAGAGCAGUGUAGUAGACGAUGGUUUGAAGAGAGUAACAGGAUGGUCCCACUUAAAUUCACCUUCUUAGAUACAGUACUUAGAACAGCUACUCAGCCAUAACAUUGAUUGUUAGUGGAGGCAACUUUGUCGUCUUCACCUCGUGUUGAUUUUCAGGGUCGGGACCAAUAUGGACAAAAGCUGCAGCUUGAGGUCUGUCUAGUUUGAUCUGAUCAUUCUUAUCUCAAUAUUUUAUGCACUCUGGUAAAGAGGGGCGUUUCCAUCAUAAUGACACGCUCUCUGAGCUCCCUCGGACGUGGCUAGUUAUGAGGCAAAAAUAUUAUCAUCACUAUGAUUUUGUUAGAAAGCUGAAAUCACAUUCCUAUCUUCACGAAAACAUUGUCUUCCUCCUUGAUAUUUUCUACCCAAGGUAAAGGAAGUAAACCUGAUAUACACAGUGUAAACGCUCUUCAAGUCACAAUGUUUUCAUUAUAACACCUUUAUACCAUUUUUAAUGACAUCACAAAAUAUGCAUUAAUUUUCCAUAUUCCAUUUCUCAUCAUUCCCAACAUUUGGAUGUUGAAAUAUUUUGUCCUAAUGUUCAUUGUUGGAUGUUGAAGUUUUUGUGCGGCAAAAAGUAUCUGAAACAAAGGCAUUCCUUUCACCAUACUAGAGUGCCAGAGAUAGAUUCUCCUCCUCUCUAAUUUAUGGCAGAAUUAAGGUGUCAAGACCGGAACAGCCCCCUGUGGGUAAGAGUGUCUGGUUGUUGUCAGCCAUUUGCCAAGCUGAUGUGAGGCCUUUGAUCCUCACCCAGGGAGAGUCAUGACAAUGCUCAACCUACUACUUUUUUGAAGGUCUACUUGUAACUAGUGUACUGUAUCCUUGUAGUGCAUCCUUGUUUUUUCUACUGCUUAAAGGGAAACCAAAAAAAAUAAUAGACUUCAUAUUCAUCAUCUCCAGCACCACCCCAACAUCAACAUAUGUGAAAAUGGUGCGUUUCUAUGUUUUGUAGUAAAAAAGAUAGAGGAAGAUAAGGGUUUCCAAUUACAUCAUCGGUGUGCAUUGUGUGAUUUUGACCAAUUGUGAGUAGGCAUUGCCUACUAAUUGUCUACUAAUCGGUUGAUGAUGUCAUUGGAAACACUUGUCUUUAUCUUUUUUACUACAAAACAUAGAAAUGCGCCAUUUUCACAUAAUAUGUUGGUGUUGAUGUUGGGAUGGUGCUGGAGAUGAUGAAUAGUUAAGAAGAAAAAUUGUGAAGUUUCCCUUUAACAUAUGGCUUUGGAUGUUAUACUGUUAACACACUGUGUUGUAAUUCUACUCUGAGCUGUAUUUUUUUCUGAAUCAUUUAAAGCAAACGGCAUCUUCAUUUGAAUGCCGUGCUGCAGAUAAUUGACUGUUAACGGGUUUGCGUGUGAGGUAUACAGGCCAACCAGUGGUGAGACUUAUGAAUUACACGGCUUUUGUCUUUGUUUCCCCUUCUGCAGUUCUACACCCGAUGUCAGCCUGAAGCCUCGUGUUUCCGAGGCCACUGAGUUGCAGAGUCAGCACAAUGGUGCCCCCUAUCUGCCUAUCAACAGAGCGCCCUUCCCUGCUGUUACUGUUGACCAGUCCGUGACCAGCUACUCAGGUCAGAAUAAUACAUAUUAUAUAUACAGUGAGGGGAAAAAGGUAUUUGAUCCCCUGCUGAUUUUGUACGUUUGCCCACUGACAAAGACAUUAUCAGUCUAUAAUCUUAAUGGUAGGUUUAUUUGAACAGUGAGAGACAGAAUAACAACAACAAAAUCCAGAAAAACGCAUGUCAGAAAUGUUAUGAAUUGAUUUGCAUUUAAUGUGGGAAAUAAGUAUUUGACCCCUCUGCAAAACAUGAUUUAGUACUUGGUGGCAAAACCCUUGUUGGCAAUCACAGAGGUCAGACGUUUCUUGUAGUUGGCCACCAGGUUUGCACACAUCUCAGGAGGGAUUUUGUCCCACUCCUCUUUGCAGAUCUUCUCCAAGUCAUUAAGUUUUCGAGGCUGACGUUUGGCAACUCAAACCUUCAGCUCCCUCCACAGAAUUUCUAUGGGAUUAAGGUCUGGAGACUGGCUAGGCCACUCCAGGACCUUAAUGUGCUUCUUCUUGAGCCACUCCUUUGUUGCCUUGGCCGUGUGUUUUGGGUCAUUGUCAUGCUGGAAUAUCCAUCCACGACCCAUUAACAAUGCCCUGGCUGAGGGAAGGAGGUUCUCACCCAAGAUUUGACAGUACAUGGCCCUGUCCAUCGUCCCUUUGAUGCAGUGAAGUUGUCCUGUCCCCUUAGCAGAAAAACACCCCCAAAGCAUAAUGUUUCCACCUCCAUGUUUGAUGGUGGGGAUGGUGUUCUUGGGGUCAUAGGCAGCAUUCCUCCUCCUCCAAACAUGGCGAGUUGAGUUGAUGCCAAAGAGCUCGAUUUUGGUCUCAUCUGACCACAACACUUUGACCCAGUUCUCCUCUGAACCAUUCAGAUGUUCAUUGGCAAACUUCAGACGGGCCUCUAUAUGUGCUUUCUUGAGCAGGGGGACCUUGCGGUCGCUGCAGCAUUUCAGUCCUUCACGGCGUAGUGUGUAACCAAUUGUUUUCUUGGUAACUAUGGUCCCAGCUGCCUUGAGAUCAUUGACAAUAUCCUCCUGUGUAGUUCUGGGCUGAUUCCUCACCAUUCUCAUGAUCAUUGCAACUCCACGAGGUGAGAUCUUGCUAGGAGCCCCAGGCUGAGGGAGAUUGACAGUUAUUUUGUGUUUCUUCCAUUUGCGAAUAUUCGCACCAACUGUUGUCACCUUCUCACCAAGCUACUUGGCGAUGGUCUUGUAGCCCAUUCCAGCCUUGUGUAGGUCUACAAUCUUGUUCCUGACAUCCUAGGAGAGCUCUUUGGUCUUGGCCAUGGUGGAGAGUUUGGAAUCUGAUUGAUUGAUUUAUUCUGUGGACAGGUGUCUUUUAUACAGGUAACAAACUGAGAUUAGGAGCACUCCCUUUAAGAGUGUGCUCCUAAUCUCAGCUCGUUACCUGUAUAAAAGACACCUGGGAGCCAGAAAUCUUUCUGAUUGAGAGGGGGUCAAAUACUUAUUUCCCUCAUUAAAAUGCAAAUCAAUUUAUAACAUUUCUGACAUGCGUUUUUCUGGAUUUUGUUGUUGUUAUUCUGUCUCUCACUGUUCAAAUAAACCUACCAUUAAAAUUAUAGACUGAUCAUUUCUUUGUCAGUGGGCAAACAUACAAAAUCAGCAGGGGAUCAAAUACUUUUUUCCCUCACUGUAUAUAUAAAUAUAUAUACUACCAGUCAAAAGUUUGGACACACCUACUCAUUCAAUGGUUUUUCUUUAUUUGUACAAUGUUUUACAUUGUAGAAUAAUAUUGAAGACAUCAAAACUAUGAAAUAACACAUAUGGAAUCAUGUAGUAACCAAAUCAAAAUAUAUUUUAGAUAAAUAUACUUCAAAUAGCCACCCUUGAUGACAGCUUUUCACACUAUUGGCAUUAUCUCAACCAGCUUCAUGAGGUAGUCACCUGGAAUGCAUUUCAAUUAACAGGUUUGCCUUCUUAAAAGUGAAUUUGUGGAAUUUAUUUCCUUCUUAAUGCAUUUCAGCCAACCAGUUGUGUUGUGACAAGGUAGGGGGGGAGGGGGUAUAUAGAAGAUAGCCCUGUUUGGUAAAAGACCAAGUCCAUAUUAUGGCAAGAACAGCUCAAAUAAGAAAAGAGAAAUGACAGUCCAUCAUUGCUUAAAGAUAUGAAGGUCAGUCAAUAUGGAACAUUUCAAGAACUUUGCAGUCGCAAAAACCUUCAAGCGCUAUGAUCAAACUGUCUCUCAUGAGGACCGCCACAGGAAUGGAAGACCCAGAGUUACCUCUGCUGCAGAGGAUAAGUUCAUUAGAGUUACCAGCCUCAGAAAUUGCAGCCCAAAUAAAUGCUUCACAGAGUUCAAGUCACAGACACAUCUCAACAUCAACUGCUCAGAGGGGACUGUGUGAAUCAAGUCUUCAUGGUCGAUUUGCUGCAAAGAAAUCACUACUAAAUGACACCAAUAAGAAGAAGAGACCAGCUUGGGCCAAGAAACACGAGCAAUGGACAUUAGACAGGUGGAAAUGUGUCCUUUGGUCUGGAGUCCAAAUUGGAGAUUUAUGGUUCCAACCGUCGUGGCUUGUGAGAUGGUGUUGGUGAACGGAUGAUCUCUGCAUGUGUAGUUCCCACCGUAAAGCAUGGAGGAGGAGGUGUUAUGGUGUGGGGGUGCUUUGCUGGUGACACUGUCUGUGAUUUAUUUAGAAUUCAAGGCACACUUAACCAGUAUGGCUACCACAGCGUUCUGCAGCAAUACGCCAUCCCAUCUGGUUUGGGCUUAGUGGGACUAUCAUUUGUUUUUCAACAGGACAAUAACCCAACACACCUCCAGGCUGUGUAAGGGCUAUUUUACCAAGAAGGAGAGUGAUGGAGUGCUGCAUCAGAUGACCUGGCCUCCACAAUCCCCCGACCUCAACCCAAUUGAGAUGGUUUGGGAUGAGUCGGAUGGCAGAGUGAAGGAAAAGCAGCCAACAAGUGCUAAGCAUAGGUGGGAACUCCUUCAAGACUUUUGGAAAAGCAUUCCAGGUGAAGCUGGUUGAGAGAAUGCCAAGAGUGUGCAAAGCUGUCAUCAAGGCAAAGGCUGUCUAUUUGAAGAAUCUCAAAUAUAAAAUAUAUUUUGAUUUGUUUAACACUUUUUGGGUUACUACAUGAUUCCAUAUGUGUUAUUUAAUAAUUUUGCUGUCUUCACUAUUAUUCUAUAACGUCGAAAAUAGUAAAAAUAAAGAAAAACCCUGGAAUGGGUAGGUGUGUCCAAACUUUUGACUGGUACUGUAUAAUAUACAUAAGGCAUAUGUGUAUCUUUCUCUGUCAAAUUGCUUCAGUUCACUCAUUCAAGCCUCUGAUUGGCUAAACACUGCUUAUCUCUAUAGGAAACCCAAUUACAGCGGUCUACGCCAUAUCAGCCAACCGCCCUGGUUACUCAGACUACUUUGUCAUGCCUCCACCAUCGUCGUAUGGAAGCCCAUCCUGGAUGUCCUACCCACCAGAACCCGAGGACAUCCCACUCCAGUGGAAUGAUACUGUAAAUACUGUUAGUAUCUGAACCAGACAAUAUCCUCUGAUAUUGUGUCUAUAUAACUCUGAUGGUUUGAUCUGGAUUUCUCCUCACUAUUAGUCCCUGUUUAAAUCAGUCUCUUCUCUUUGCAGAAUCCGUGUCAUUUAGAAACUAUUUGUUGAGAUUACAUGAUCUUUGGAGCUGAGUGGAGACAGCAUAUAUUUUGGUGGGCACACACACACUUCGUAACACAACACAGCAUUUUCCGAUCAAAUGUUCAGGGUUGUUGUGGCUCAUUUCCGCUCAUUCCAUUUCCUUCUCUUUUGUCUUCCAGGUGUCCUUUUGGUUAGGCAGUAGGGCCUCCCUCCCUCACAUUGAGUAGCCCUGGACUCGAGCAUCCCGCCCUGCCCUUCACCCCUGGCCCUGGCUACUGGCCCCCUGGCCUGCCUCUUCAGCCCAGCCAGGCCCUCUCUGCUCUGCUGUCUGAGCCCCAGGUCUCCCAGACCUCACAGCCUCCAUGCUCCAUGUCAACUGCCACCAGCUAG